Necator americanus (New World hookworm) is the source of this 1758-nucleotide messenger RNA. RefSeq lists its product as uncharacterized. NCBI's taxonomy places the organism in Eukaryota, Metazoa, Nematoda, Chromadorea, Rhabditida, Ancylostomatidae. The record is from RefSeq and is a predicted model, not a curated record. The transcript is spliced from 14 exons. The coding region runs from base 1 to 1758 and encodes 585 amino acids.
AUGAAUAAUCUUCCGCAAGCAAUAUUUCUGCUUCUAUUUAUGGCUCCUCCUACAACCUUUCAAUUCUGUGCCACAGAUGGCAGCGAUCCAACUCCUACAUGGGCUCCAUCAGACUCCUGUACAGACGAGGCGUUUGCCAGUAUUAAAGUUCCACCAGUUCUCAACACAUCAGAUCAGACAUAUGCACAACAUGACUGCGGGAUAGCAGUGAUUCUGGAUUUGGAUCAGAGUUACACAUCCAAAGAGGGGUUUUCAAAUGUGCAGUUCUUCAUCCGUGAUACUAUCGCAGGAUGUAUGUCCAGAAGCAUCGGCUAUCGGACUUACAUCUAUCCGAUGUUUAACUCUUCGAUCCAAACUGUUUGUUGCGCUGAAGACGUGUGCAGCCAGCAGAUCGAAUUAAUGGACUAUUUUGAAUACGUUGUCAACUACGGAUCUCUGGAGCCCGUCCAAAACGAGACUAAAGAAGCAAAUUUUACAUAUGCUUUAGUGGAUUUGAUGAAACAGUUCGCUAAGCCGAGUACGAAAUGCCUCUACAAUACGAUUGUUCUCUUGACAAAUCGGAUAUUCGUGACCAAUCAGACUUUACUAGGAAGGGACGUUGCGAACAUCGUGAAUUACGGCUGCAUUACAUUUACUAUAAUCGCUCUGGGCAACACUGGUAUCACCCAGGAGAUGAUGUUUCAGUACUACUCCGUCUACACACAACGACUCUUUAUUGUGCCAGGAUACAAUUGCAUAACGAAGUUAGACAAGUGCGUACGACCAUGCGGUGCGGAAGGUGCUACCGACUGCCAAAAUGAGCAGCUCACAAGCUGUCCGUACCCAACAAGCUCCACUACCGUACCGACCACCACAACUGAGCUUAAAACAGCGACAACUACGACGGCUGAUCCAAGCCUGAGCGACUACUGGCAUAUUUUCUACCUUUUUGCGCUCUCCAACAGAACUAGCAACGACGAGUUCCAACGUGCUGUCAAGUUCAUCGCGACGCCCCUACAACAGUGCAUGAAAUCAAGUGUAAAGGUAACUGCCCGCUUCUUGGCGAAGAAUGGGGUCGACUCUGGGUGGUUGACUCACCUCGAACACGUGAAUAAAUUUUUAGAAACGCUUAGUGCUGACGAGAUUCUUUUGAAUGCAGCGGAAACAGUCGACGUCUUGGAUAACACAACUCUGGUUCUUGUGAACGAGGCGGUUAGGAUCCCUAUACUUCAAACCUACACCGAGGAUGAACCUCGUAUCACGCUUAUGACAGAUUUCGUUUCCCAGAAUUUCGUGACAGCGUACAAUGACCGAAACGGAGCUCUUCUGAAACAAUUGCAACCGUUCUUUUUUGAAAUAAUAGCUUUCAAUACGCAAGCAGCAGCGGUUUACCGGAAUCAAACUUCUAUUCCUCAGAGCCACAUAAUCUCGGACCCGGACUACGGUGACAAUCCGAAAAACAUGGUCAACUUAUGUUCUUUGAAAAAAACUUCCGUGCCGACGAUCAUGAUUGUCAUUAUUGGAACUUGUGCUGGGGCAGUGCUGAUUUUGAUUGUAGCUACCAUUCUCUACAGGCAAAAGUACAUGUGGAUGGAGAAACUGAAUAGGUUCCGGAAUCACCAUCGCGAUGACAAUGCGGAUGACGAGGACGAGAUCGAGGACAUCAUCCCAUCUCGUCGAGGGGGUUUAGCAUCUUGGGAGCCACUCUACGGUUCUUUUAGUCCACCUAUCGUCGAUACUACUCGUAAUGUGGCCGGCCCAUCUAUGCAUCGUUUUUGA